UCAGUGUUGAAGAUUAAAGUUCAGUUUCUUUUUAGGUUUUGUAGAAAUACUUUAUGAGAUUGUUACUUAAUGAAUAAGUAUAAUAUUUUUAUGGCUUAAAAUGUGUAGCUAAAUAAAAUAAUGACUGAAAAAUAUUAACAAUCAAUUUUAAUUGAUAAAAUAAUACUUUUUUAUUGCCAAAAUGGCCAUAAUGAAAAUAUUACUACGUCCAGAAAUUAGCAAAUUUUGUGGCAUAAGAAAUUUUAGCUCAAAACCAAAGCCAAAGUUUGGAAUAAUUUUUGACAUUGAUGGAGUCAUAGUGAGAGGCAAUACCGUAUUGUCACCAGUACCAGAAGCUUUCAAACGUUUGAGAGAAAGCAAUGGAAAGUUUCGUAUUCCUACAUUAUUUGUAACAAAUAGUGGCAGUUCUUUACCUGCUGAAAAGGCUGAAGAUUUAUCAAAAUGGAUUGGUUGUGAAAUAACAGAAGAUCAAGUUGUACUAGCACAUUCACCACUACAAAUGUUCAAACAAUUCCACAAUAAGCAUGUUCUUAUAUCAGGACAAGGUCGAAUUAAACAAAUAGCUUCAGAAUUAGGAUUUAAAAGCACAAUAACAAUUAACGAAUUAGUUGAAAAUUUUCCUAGUUUAGAUUAUGUAAACAAAGAUAAGAGAAAUCCACGUUGUGGACCCAUAGAUCCUAAUUUUAAGCCGAUUGAAGGCAUUGUUCUGUUAAGUGAACCUAUUAUAUGGGAAACACCUUUACAGUUGAUGGUAGAUUUAUUAAUUUCGAACGGAAUGCCGUCUGGCUUGCCAUCAGCACUUCCUUAUCCUCAUAUACCAGUCAUAGCAUGUAAUAUGGAUUUAUUUUGGGUUUCUGAAGCUCCAAUUCCUAGAUAUGGUCAUGGAGCUUUUCUAGUCUGCUUAGAAUCAUUGUAUAAAAAAGCCACUGGCAAAGAUUUAAUUUAUUCAGCACUUGUUGGUAAACCGAGUGAAGUUACAUAUUAUCAUGCUAAUCAAAUGAUUAUGAACUAUGCCAAGAAGAUUGGAAUUGAUCAUAAUAUUGAUACUAUUUAUGCUGUUGGUGACAAUAUUAAUACCGAUAUCUUUGGUGCAAAUUUAUAUGAUAAAUAUUUAGCAAGAUACUCAAAAGGAAAAAUGACGAAAUCUCGUGGACUAGAAUCAUUAUUAGGUGAUAAUUUAAUUCCUCCAAACAUAAAAGCUUGUAUCAGUAUUUUAGUAGAAACUGGUGUACAUAAACGAGACUCAGAAUUUAAAUCAGAUCAUUGUCCCAGAGAUUUUCUUCCACUUGAAGAAGGUUUGUCUAGGCCGGCUUUUGUAGUUAAAGAUGUUGGAGAAGCAAUAAAUCUUAUCUUGGAAGAAGAAAAUGUAGAGUAGAAAGUACAAAUUUUUGAAAUUUUUGAAUAGAACAGUGUAUUAUAUUUCAGACAAUUUAUGAAUUUCAUUUUGAUCAAUUACGAUUGUAAAAAAUUUUUUGUAUACAUAGACGAGUUAUUUUUAAAAUUUUUUAGCAAGAAUUGAUGUAAUAACACUUAAUGAUAAAUAGUUAUGUCAAUAAUGCUAAUGUAUAAAUAAUUUUAUUAAUC
This is a messenger RNA of Chelonus insularis, 1584 nucleotides long. RefSeq names its product haloacid dehalogenase-like hydrolase domain-containing 5. Gene Ontology annotation, cellular component: mitochondrion. Bases 182 to 1375 code for a protein of 397 amino acids. Lineage: Eukaryota; Metazoa; Arthropoda; Insecta; Hymenoptera; Braconidae. Gene Ontology annotation, biological process: glycerophospholipid biosynthetic process. The transcript is spliced from 3 exons. The record is from RefSeq and is a predicted model, not a curated record.